AAAGUUUGAUAAAAACUUCCAUCAGGUAAUAUUUUCCUCUGAUUGUGUUGAGCAAUUCUUUCUUGUUCUGUUGAAAACGAUGCAAAAUAGACUUGAUUUUUCUGUGCAAUCGCAAUAUUAUUAGUAUUAUCGUGCAAAACGAGCUAAAACAGUUCCUUUGCCCCGAUGGAGAUGGCAGAAAGAAGCGACGAGUCGCCGUCCGGAAGCAGCUGGUGGGGCUCGAUUAUUGACUCUGCGAGAAACAAGAGUGCUUCUGUGCUCGAGGCUGUCAAGAAGGAUCUGGAUGAACUCUCAACGGCUGUUCGCACUGAAGCAUCGAAUGCUGGAGCAGCGAUUGCUGGCUCACUGAAGUUUGAUGAACCCGAUUCCACGGCCAAUACAGUCAAAAAGAGCUUAAGUUCUUUCUUGGGACAAGUCUCUGAGGCACUGAUCCCCAGUAUUGAGGAGGAGGAGACUGAGGCUGUGCUGAUCACGAACAGCGGCGCAGUCACACUCACGGGAUUCCAGAAGCAUUUAGCUGAACUGCAAGCCAACGAUGACACAUAUUUGACGGAGCCUAGCGAUGAUUUGGCAGAGAAGUACCAGAGAUGGUUGCAGGUUGUGGAGCAGGAUCAAUUCACCGAGCAGCGAUUGGCGAAGCAUUUGACCAGCAGCCAAAUCCUCAACGAUAAGUAUCUUUCCUUAGUGCCUGACAGUGUUCCUCACAUGGAGUUCUGGAAGCGAUACCUCUUCAGGCGAGCCCUCCUCGAGGACGCCCUGGCCAAUGCUGAGAAGGCUGAGCGCCGUGCGAAGCAGGAGCAGAACUCGGCGAACACUGUGUCACCCGAGGUGACGGUGAUUCAGACGGAGCAGCCGAAGAAGUGCACAGAAGAUGAGAAGAUUCCCGAGGAGAAGAGUUCAACACCAGACAAGGAAGACAUCAAGUGGGAGGGCGAGGACUUCGAGUGUGAUGUGGAGUUGUCUGAGGAGGAGCAAGCGCGCCUCUUGGCGGAGUAUGAGGCGGAAAUUCAGGAGCGCGAGAAGAGGAAAUCCCUGGCCAGCGAGCUGAAGGAGGCGAAGCCCAAGCAGAAUGUGAAGAGCGAGAGUAAGCCAAAAGCUCCCACCGCAAAGACAACGGCAACUCCUGCAAAGGGACAGAAAGCCACGCCACAGAAGAAUGCUGCGCCACCAAAGAGUGCGGGAGGCAAGAAGGGUGCGCCAGAGGGUAAGAAACAACAGCAACAGAAAACUGCCACGACCAACAGUUCCACGGAGAAGACAGAUGAGAAGCUCAACAUGGAGAAGAAUCACUUCCCCAAGGAGGACGCGUCGUCCACGUCGGACGAGAGUUGGGAGAAGGAGUUUGAUCUGGAGGAGCAGUAGAAGAAAUUCCUAUCCACUUGUUUCCCAUAAAUUAUCUCUAUCUAACACUUGUCUCUCCACUCUUUAUUUAAUAUCUUGAAGAAGAUGUGCAGGAUUAUUUAGCCCUUAACGCGUCUCCAGAGGAAUGCAGAAUAGUUUUGGUGAUCCAAUGAGGAAUCACGGUAGAGAUAUUCUAAGUACGACUACAGUUGCUGCCGAUGAAAUUAGACAACAGUUUGAAAUUUGCACUUGUCAUCAUGGAAAAAGCUCAAAAUUAAACUGAUGAAUUGCAAAAACUGCUUAGAAAAGCGAAAAGAUUCGUAUUUAAGGGAAGUUUUCUUUCUUAGUUCUUCAGUAGCUCCACACAAAGUCUCCAGAAAUUCACGUAACUCUAUUUCAUUGGCGGCAACUGUAGGUGAAAUUUUCAACUUAAAUAUACAGCAAAAUAUACUUUGAAUAUGCAAAAUACCUACAUAGUAUGUGAAGUGGAAAUUUUUAUAUAGAAGUUCUUAGGAUUACAACUAACACUUUAUGUUACAAACUGAUUCACACUGCAAGUGUGCAUUAUUAACAUUAAAAUAAAUAAAAUUUUUGCAACGAA
Messenger RNA from Phlebotomus argentipes, 1942 nucleotides. Its product is annotated as BSD domain-containing protein 1-A-like. The record is from RefSeq and is a predicted model, not a curated record. NCBI's taxonomy places the organism in Eukaryota, Metazoa, Arthropoda, Insecta, Diptera, Psychodidae. Gene Ontology annotation, cellular component: cytoplasm. The transcript has 6 exons. The coding region runs from base 166 to 1362 and encodes 398 amino acids.